Messenger RNA from Dissoconium aciculare CBS 342.82, 1542 nucleotides. Its product is annotated as MFS general substrate transporter. Gene Ontology annotation, cellular component: membrane. The transcript has 5 exons. Lineage: Eukaryota; Fungi; Ascomycota; Dothideomycetes; Mycosphaerellales; Dissoconiaceae. Gene Ontology annotation, biological process: transmembrane transport. Gene Ontology annotation, molecular function: transmembrane transporter activity. Bases 1 to 1542 code for a protein of 513 amino acids. The record is from RefSeq and is a predicted model, not a curated record.
AUGGCAACGACCAUAACAACGACCAUUGAGCUGCAGACCUUUGAGCCAAAAUCGGACCACGUCACGAUCAACAGUUCUCCCCUUCCCGUCUCCUCUCCUCGAGCAAUAUUCGUCGUCGCUCAAUUGAUCGGCCUGCAGUUGUUUUCCAGCUUCUGCAACGGCAUCGCCGUGGUCGGCCUGCCCGCGAUCAUCGACGAGGUCAAGUUGGACUCGGGCCUGCUCCUCUGGCCCACUUCCGUCUUCUACCUAACGGCUGGUUCCUGUUUGAUGCUCGCGGGAUCGAUCGCAGAUGUUGUGGGUACGCGGCCUAUGAUUCUAGCGGCGAACAUGCUGCUCAUUGCGAGUGCGUUUGCCUGCGGCGCGGCGCGGUCUGGAGGCGAACUCAUCGCGUUCCGUGGCCUGCAGGGUGUUUCAUUCGCCAUGGCGGUCCCGGCGUCGGUUUCGAUCAUCUCGACCAACAUUGCAUAUGGACGGCCGCGGAACCUGGGCUUUUCUUGUCUUGGAUUCUCAAGUCCGCUCGGGUUCUUGAUGGGUCUCGUUCUGGGCGGUGUCAUGGUGGACAGUGUCGGAUGGCGUCCAGCAUUCUACCUUGCUGGAGCUACUACUGCUGCGUUGGGUGUGUUUGGCUUCUGGGCUUUGCCAAAGGAUCCUCAGCCCAGGCCCAUCCGCACGGUGUUCAAACAACUAGCUUUGGACAUUGACUGGGUGGGGACGGGGAUCCUCAGUGCUGGAAUCACCAUUCUGUCAUACGUUCUGGCAAUGCUCUCAUCUGAUAUCAACAACAUCCGCCAUGCUACCUAUAUUGCGCUGUUGGUCAUCAGUGUUGCCACCAUCCCAGUUUUCAUCUGGUGGAUGAACCAUCAAGUGAAGCACAGCAGUCCAGCAGUGAUGCCGAACGCACUCUGGCGCAACGCCAGCUUCACCAGCGUUUGCAUCAUGGUCAUGCUUUCCAACGCAGUCAGCAAUAAUAUGGAAUUGUUCUGCAGCCUGUUCUUCCAGCAAGUCCAAGGUCUCUCAGCACUGGAAGCAUCGAUUCGUAUCCUUCCAGCCCUCGUCACAGCGGUGCUCAUCAACAUUUCGGUUGGCUAUUUCGUGAAUCGACUGCCGGUCAUGUUGGUCGUAUUAAUUACCGCCGCGAUCGCCUCCCUAUCGCCUCUUCUCAUGGCUGUCAUCAAACCUGAAUGGCCAUACUGGUAUAUGGCGUUUCCUGCACAAGUCUUCCUGCAAGUCUGCACCAACACCCUCUUCACUGUCGGUCUGCUCAUCAUCUCUUCCGUCUUCCCCUCCCGCACCCAGGCCCUGGGCGGCGCAGUCUUCAAUACCUGCGCGCAACUAGGCACCUCGAUUGGAUUGACCAUUACUCAAGUUAUCACGGAAUCCGUCACGGCCAAGUCGGACGAAGUCGACAAGUCAUCCCCUAAAGCCUUGAUGGAUGGCUAUCGCGCUGUGUUCUGGACUCUGUUCGCUAUGAUGCUUGUGGUAUUUGUUUCAGGUGCACUGGGAUUGCGUCGGGUGGGCAAGAUUGGCGUCAAACAGGAUUGA